This is a messenger RNA of Phalacrocorax carbo (great cormorant), 1845 nucleotides long. Lineage: Eukaryota; Metazoa; Chordata; Aves; Suliformes; Phalacrocoracidae. The record is from RefSeq and is a predicted model, not a curated record.
AGGCAGGCCCUGGAGCUGCUUCCUCCCAGCCCUGCAAGAGCCCUAAACACAGUGCAUCUGCCUGCAGCUUGCCUGCACGCCUGCCUGCAGCCUGCCUGCAACCAGCCUCUGGCUCAGGGUUUGGCCUCGCUCCCCAGCCAUGCUGCUGCUCCUGCUGCUCCUGGAGGCCACCCUGCUGCGGUUGGCCAGUGGCUCCCACCACCCCUUCUACAAUGGCUUCUACUACAACCACGUCAUGAACGACAAGGGCGACGGGCAGGAGAAAGUGGUUUACUUCAACGGGGUCAAGCUGGUAGUGGAGACCACCAAAGACCCUGUCUACAGCUCCAAUGGUGCCAAUGUCACCCUGCCCUGCCACUAUCAUUAUGAACCUAACCUGGAGGCCAAGCGCAAGAUCCGCAUCAAGUGGUCCAAGCUGCGGGACGACUACACCAAGGAACAGGACGUGCUGGUGGCUAUUGGCAAGACCUCCGUGGCCUUUGGGGCCUUCCAGGGCCGUGUACACCUCCGCCAAUCUGGCCAGCGUGAGGCCUCGCUGGUCAUCAGCGAUGUGCGCUUGCAGGAUGAUGGCAAAUACCGCUGCGAGGUCAUUGAUGGGCUUGAGGAUGAGAGUGAUGUGGUGGACCUCCGGUUGCAAGGUAUCGUGUUCCCCUACCAGCCUCCCCGCGGGCAGUACAGGCUCAACUUCCAUGAAGCCGAGCGAGUGUGCCAGGAUCAGGGUGCCAUCCUCGCCACCUUCAACCAGCUUUUCCAGGCCUGGAGCGAGGGGCUGGACUGGUGCAAUGCAGGCUGGCUGGCUGAUGGCACCGUGCAGUACCCCAUCCGCCUGCCCCGCAAGCCCUGUGGUGGGCUGCACCUCGCCCCAGGCAUCCGCAGCUACGGCCCGCGCCACCGGCACCUGCACCGCUUUGAUGCCUUCUGCUUCUCCUCUGCGCUCAGAGGAGACGUUUUCUACCUGGGCCAUCCAGCCGGGAUGACACUGGAGGAGGCCAAGCAGAGCUGCCAGGACAUGGGGGCUGAGAUCGCCCGGGUGGGGCAGCUCUACUCCGCCUGGAAGUUCCUGGGGCUGGACCGCUGCGAUGCCGGCUGGCUGGCAGAUGGCAGUGUCCGCUACCCCAUCACCAAGCCCCGGGCCAACUGUGGCCCUGCGGAGCCUGGUGUCCGCAGCUUCGGCUUCCCCAGCAAGGGCAGGUUUGGGGUCUUCUGCUACAAGGAGAGAUAAGGAGCUGGGAGGGCUCCUUGGCCGGGAGGAUGUUUCCAGCCUGAUGGUGCCUGGCGUCAGGUGUUUCCCAGGGCUGUUUUGGGAUGACUGGGGGGAGGUGGGGUGGGGGGGGAGGCUUCUUUUUGUUUAUUUUGUUUCCUUUCUUGCUCAGCAGCCAGCAGAUGCAGCUGCUCAGGGUGGCUGCCAGCUGGGGUAGCGCGGGAUUGUCCACAGCAUGGGGUGUGCACGAGGACGAUCCCCAUGGCUGCUGCCACACCGCUUUGCCUCUGCCGCCCUGUGGGUGGUGGCCCCUUCCUGCAGUGGCAGCAUGCCACUGACACCCGCCCGCCCUUCCAGGCUGGUCCUGCCCCUGAGCUUGUGGGGUGGGAGUGAGGCGAGGCUGGAUUCAGCCAGAGGCAGAGAGUGGGUGUCUCCGUUGCAUCCCAGCCUCUCUUCCAGCCCCGUCCUUGUCCUGCUGAAGGUUGCCAUUGUGCCUGUCCAUGUGGGAGCACCAGUGCCUUAUCUCCAUAUACUCCUCUCCCAGACUCCACUUGAACUCCGGUGCCGCCUUCUUCAAGCAUUUGGUUAUGAAAAGAUAUAUUUUCCUGGACCUCUUCUAAUAAAUCAGUGGAGAAAGCUCUGGA